ACGUACACAUCUCAGCUCUAUACCUUUCAUUUCACACUUACAUUCAUACCUAUAUAUAUAUAUAUACUUAUAGCCACCCACCACCCAUAGGACACUAAGCAAGAAUUGAAGCUCAUCAGAAAAUGUCCAAGAAAUUGUUCCACUGGAGAAAUGAGUCAGGAGAGCUUGAUGUCUUUGAGGCUGCAAACUAUUUUGCCGGUUCCAAUGAUCAUCAUCAAGUUUCUAAUUGCCACAACAAUAAUAAUGGUCCCACUUUCUCCCACAAGCUUCUUAGACAGGGCUGCAACAAUCAAGCCUGGAGAAGUAGUGGAAGAAUGAGCCUAGACAUGCCUCCUGUCCCAGCCAUCAAACUUUCCUCCACCCCAUUUGGCACAUCAUCACAAAUGGAAAAGCCUGCAGUAUCAGCCAUGAAAGGCAAAAUUCCAAGCUCUCCAGGAGGGAAGCUAGCCAGCUUCUUGAACUCCCUCUUCAACCAAAAAACUAGCUCUAAGAAGAAGAAGAAACAGAAAUUGAACUCGAACGAUAAUGAAGAUUCUCAAACCCCAUCUGGGUGGAUUAGGAGGAGGAGAAGCAGCUUAAGUGAACUCUAUGCAAAGAGAAGCUCAUCAAACACUACUGUUUCUGCAUCUUCAAAUUCUGGGUUUAGAACACCCCCUCCAUAUCCCAAGAACUCAUCAUGCAAGGAUAAUCACAACCCAGAAAGCAUGUUUAAGUUCAUCAGCAGUGGGAUUAGUUCAGAGAGGAGGACGAUGAUGAUGACGAGCGUUCAUCACUGGGCAGAUGAAUAUCCAUCAGAAGAGCAUGAAGAAAGAAAGUUUGAGGAUGAUUAUGAUCAGGGGACAGAUAGUGAUUCCAGCUCUGAUCUGUUUGAUUUGCCAAACAGAGAAUUAUUGGAUUGCUAUUCAACUGGUUUGCCUGUUUAUCAGACUACCCAGAUGAAUGCUAUCAACAGUAGUAAUGCACCCAUUUCUGCCACCGUCAUUUGAUUUGAUUUGAUUUGAUUUUGUUCGUUCUGA
Molecule: messenger RNA, 1016 nt
Organism: Ipomoea nil (Japanese morning glory)
Lineage: Eukaryota; Viridiplantae; Streptophyta; Magnoliopsida; Solanales; Convolvulaceae
Product: protein BIG GRAIN 1-like E
Exons: 2
Coding region: 123-986 (287 amino acids)
Biological process (GO): auxin-activated signaling pathway
Source: RefSeq, a predicted model, not a curated record